AUGUCUGAGUUUGACGAGGAGACAGCCUUCUUGGGACAAACGGGACGAUAUUUCUGGUCCACAUUCUUUCUGCUCAACUCCGUCUUCGUCUCCACUGGUUUUAAUGGUCUCUACAUGGUCUUCAUCGGCUCCACACCCGACCACCGCUGCCUGAUUCCAGACCUGAACCUGACCGAGGAGUGGAGGGCCGCGGUGAUCCCGGUGGGGGAGGCAGAGGGGGGAGAGAGGGUAAGGAGCCAGUGCAGCCGCUACAGUCUCCACAUGGUCCGGAACCUGUCGGACCAGGGCCUGCGGCCGGACCAUGUGAACCUGAGCUCUCUGAGUGUGGAGCCCUGUCUGGACGGAUGGAGCUACAGCCGAGACGUCUACAGCUCCACCAUCGUCACCGAGUGGGACCUGGUGUGUGACGACCGGUGGAAAGUCCCUGUGGCCUCCUCUUCUCUCUUCGUGGGUUACCUCCUGGGGUCGCUGAUCUCUGGGCAGCUCUCAGACAGAUAUGGCAGGAAGAAGGUGGUCUUUGUGUCCCUGGGCUCUCAGUGUGUGUCUGUGCUGCUGCAGUCGUUCUCUGGCUCCUGGAGGUUGUUCUGCCUCAUGUUCCUGUUCGUGGGAGCCUCACAGAUAUCACUGUAUCUGUCUGCAUUUGUACUGGGCACAGAGCUGCUGAGUAAGACCAUGCGGGUCAUCUUCACCACACUGGGAGCGUUCUUGUUCUACUGUCUGGGCUACAUGACUCUGCCCUGGAUCGCCUUCUCCAUCCGGGACUGGCGACCUCUGCUGGCCACGCUGGCAACUACAUCUGUGGUCUACAUCCCGCUCUGGUGGUUCAUCCCGGAGUCUCCGCGGUGGCUCGUCACUCAGGGACGCAGACAAGAGGCCGAGCGCAUCGUGAGAGAAGCAGCUAAACAGAACAGAGUAGAGGCUCCUGUGGUGAUCUUCAAGAGUGAGGUGUGUGAGCCUCAGCAGUUCUCCAUGGUGGACGUGUUGAGACACAGGAACAUCCGCUGCAUCACGUUCAUGUGCCUGGGGCUGUGGAUGGCAAUAAACAUUGGAUACUUUGGUCUUUCUCUGAACACCUCAAACCUGAGCGGAGACCCCUUCAUGAACUGUUUCCUGUCUGCGGUGUCCGAGGUCCCGGCAUACGUGGUGUCAACGUGGCUCCUGAAGAGGUGUCCACGGCGCCCCCUGCUGUCCGGCUUCCUGCUGCUUGGGGGAGGAGUCCUGCUGCUGAUCCAGGUCCUACCAGAGGACCUGCCGGCUUUGGCCCUGGUCUUGGAGAUGACGGGGAAGUUCGGUUUCACGAUGGCGUUCGGGAUCGUGUACAUAUUCACGGCGGAACUGUAUCCCACAGUGAUCCGGAACGCGGGGAUGGGUCUCUGCUCGUCCGCGGCCCGAGUCGGGAGCAUCACAGCCCCCUACGUCAUCCACCUCGGUACAUACAGCCGUGCCCUGCCGUACCUGGUGAUGGGCAGUCUGACAGUGGCCUCCUGUGGACUCAACUACUUCCUCCCAGAAACUCUGAACAAAGACCUUCCUGAGACCAUGGACCAAAUGCAGCACUACAAAGGCUGCUGCAGUCGACAGAAGACACAGAAGUGUCUGGAACACGUCCCAAACGGAGGAGUGUCUCUGCACUGA
Messenger RNA from Knipowitschia caucasica, 1635 nucleotides. The record is from the annotation of a GenBank genome assembly. NCBI's taxonomy places the organism in Eukaryota, Metazoa, Chordata, Actinopteri, Gobiiformes, Gobiidae.